AAGCCCACCUUCCCCCGCUCUUGUAUAUCUCUGGCGGCACAACUCAUUUACCUGCCUUCGUACUGCUGACCGCCAGACCACCUAUACCUUUCGACUCUUACCUCUGGAUUCAUAGAUGUCCGUAUUGUCAAGGACCUUCGUGCACUGCAUUUUUGCGCCUCGCGUAGCGUCCUUAACGAGCACCCGAACCGCAGUUGUAUCUGCACUCGCCACGCAAGUUCGAGUGCUAGCCUCGACCCUUUUGGCCGUUUCCGCUGCGCGGUUCGCCCCCGCGAUCCGCUGCUAACGCCGUUCACCACCGUGCGGCCCGUGGCGGCAGUGCAUUCCGCGAAGUAUCCGACCGUCUCUUCCACGCGCGCGUCACGCCAGUGGCUGUCCCAUUGCUUGCGCGGCUCGGCGAGCGGAAUCUGGGGGAUAUGGUGCAUCAGACCACCGCGCUCUCUCCCCACCUGAGGCUCACUGCCUCCUUCUGCGCCUCUCGGUCGCGCCGCACGCUGCUUCCGCCGCCUAUAGCGGGCACGGAGUGGCUCCACGCAGCCAACAAAGGCUGUUUGAUCGCCACGGGAGCGGACAGCAGGAUACCCGUCUCUCAUUUUCAGGUUUCGGGGAGGGCUUUGCAUGCUGCCAGCGACACAUUGCUCAGAAUCCGGCCUUGCGCCAUGGCGCGCGGGGAAGAGGGAUCUAGCAAGGUCGGCGCAGAGGGGGGGGUUUUAACACAGAACCGGCGAACUCGCGUGAGGCUGACGUGCGCGCUAAUCUGUCUAGAACAGCCAGCAACGCGAGCUCUGAUAGCGGCAGCAGCAGCAACAGCAGCCAUGGGCGGAGCAGUCUAGUGGUGAUCUCUUUCUACAAGUUCGCUCGGCUGGACGACUUCGAGGCGCUGAAGCGGCCGCUGGAGCAGGUGUGCCGCGACCUGCGCGUGUCGGGCGGCGUGAUCGUCGCGCGGGAGGGCAUCAACGGCAGCAUCUGCGGCACGCCCGCCGCCGCCGCCGCCAAGGGGAAGGGGGAGGGGAGGGGGGCGCAGUGGACGGGCUGUCGGAGUGUUCUCCGCUGGCGGCGGGGAGAGACGCGCCCUUCAGAUGGAACCACGUGCGCGUUAAAGUGAAGAAAGAGAUCGUGACGCUGGGCAUGCCCGAGGUGAAUCCCGCGGAUGGCGUGGGCGCGUAUGUCAGUCCGCACGAGUGGAACCACCUCAUCUCCGACCCCACCACCGUGGUGGUGGACGUGCGCAACGACUACGAGACGCGCAUCGGCGCCUUCAAGCAUGCCAUCGACCCGCACACACGCU
This is a messenger RNA of Closterium sp. NIES-67, 1288 nucleotides long. The record is from the annotation of a GenBank genome assembly. NCBI's taxonomy places the organism in Eukaryota, Viridiplantae, Streptophyta, Zygnematophyceae, Desmidiales, Closteriaceae.